UCAAAGCCUUCUAACAAAACCCUCAUCUCUCUCUCUCUCUCUCUCUUUAUAAAGCUCCAGCCUUCUAUCAGAACCUUCUGCCAAAACUAAAAACUCCCAUCUCUAACUCUAGGUCAAUCUAUCUCACUCUUAUUAUUCACCAUGAUGAGAACACGGUUGCCUUCUCACUUUUCUAAUGCAGGUCAAAUUUUCAAAUUUCAUUUUCUUUUAGCCAAAAAUCAGAAAGGGGUUCCAAAAGGGCAUGUUGCAGUUUAUGUGGGAGAAGCUGAAAUGAAGAGAUAUGUGGUUCCACUAAAUUAUCUUAAUCAUCCUUCAUUUCAAGAUUUGCUCAAACAUUCUGAAGAAGAGUUCGGUUACCAUCAUCCAAUGGGCGGAUUGACGAUUCCUUGCAAUGAGGAAGCCUUCAUUCGUAUCACAAGUCAAUUGAAUUCACAUAAAAGCAUGAAGGAUACAGAGAAGAACUCUUAUCCCCAGUUUUGACAUCUUUUUCUAAGUAUACAUAGUUUGCUAGAUAUUUUCAGACUUUAGAGAUAUACAACUUGUAAGUUGUAAAUUCUAAGCAGUGCAAAUAUAUCAUAAUCGAAAAACUCAAGUAAACUUCAUAUAAGCGCCAGCUUUUAACAUAUUUUUCGGUUCUUCCCUUCGCUUUGUCUUAUCCACCAUUGCUUUUGGAUUUCACUAUAUGCGCCAUUGGCUCUUGAAAUUCAUUAUAUGCGCGAUUUAGACCCUGGAUCCAUUAAAAAAUAUAGUGAAAUUUUAAGUUCUACGCAUAGUGCAAAAACAAAGGCCGCAUUAUAUCGUAACAAUAGUAUUGUAGAGACUUUCAAAUUUACAGAACUGGUAUUACCUGCAUCAUAAAGGGGUAAAAAAUCAAGUUUUAGACCGUUUCUAGCGAAAUUUUAUGGUUUAAAUCGAUAUUUAGAACCACAUUUCCGAGUUUGUUUCCGCAACCAUGACUAAAACAACAUUUUUGCAAUAUGGUUCUACAUCCAUAUUUUUAACUUAUAUGCUACAGUUUUUUCAAUAUUCCAAAUCAAGA
Molecule: messenger RNA, 1039 nt
Organism: Amaranthus tricolor (Joseph's coat)
Lineage: Eukaryota; Viridiplantae; Streptophyta; Magnoliopsida; Caryophyllales; Amaranthaceae
Product: auxin-induced protein X15-like
Exons: 1
Coding region: 142-480 (112 amino acids)
Biological process (GO): response to auxin
Source: RefSeq, a predicted model, not a curated record